AUGAAAGCCUUCAGCCCGGUGCGGUCCGUCAGGAAAAGCGGCCUCUCGGAGCACAACCUGGGCAUCUCCCGCAGCAAAACGCCCGUGGACGACCCCAUGAGCCUGCUGUACAACAUGAACGACUGCUACUCCAAGCUGAAGGAGCUGGUGCCCAGCAUCCCGCAGAACAAGAAAGUGAGCAAGAUGGAAAUCCUGCAGCACGUCAUCGACUACAUCCUGGACCUGCAGAUCGCCCUGGACUCGCACCCCAGCAUCGUCAGCCUCCACCACCAGAGACCCGGGCAGAACCUCCCCUCCCGGAGCCCCCUGACCACGCUGAACACGGACAUCAGCAUCCUCUCGCUACAGGGGAAGUUUGGUUUUGAGCCCUGCAUAGGAAUUGAAGAGAAUCACUCGCAGCAGGCAUGA
Molecule: messenger RNA, 408 nt
Organism: Opisthocomus hoazin
Lineage: Eukaryota; Metazoa; Chordata; Aves; Opisthocomiformes; Opisthocomidae
Source: RefSeq, a predicted model, not a curated record